Sorex araneus (European shrew) is the source of this 662-nucleotide messenger RNA. RefSeq names its product bolA family member 1 (gene BOLA1). The record is from RefSeq and is a predicted model, not a curated record. The coding region runs from base 82 to 477 and encodes 131 amino acids. The transcript has 2 exons. NCBI's taxonomy places the organism in Eukaryota, Metazoa, Chordata, Mammalia, Eulipotyphla, Soricidae. Gene Ontology annotation, cellular component: mitochondrion.
GACUACAUCUCCCAGAGUGCCUCGCGGCACGGAGGACUUUCCCGCCGCCGCUGCGGCCGCCGAGCCCGUCCUGAAGUGCCCAUGCUGAGUGCGCAGCUGCGCGGACGCGCGCGCUCCAUGGCCAGCGGCGCGUGCGGGCCCCGGGGCGCCGCGGGCCCGGUGGAGGCCGCCAUCCGCAGGAAGCUCGAGCAAGCCUUCAACCCCGACGUGCUGGAGCUGCGCAACGAGAGCGGCGGCCACUCGGUCCCGCCGGGCAGCGAGACACAUUUCCGCGUGGCCGUGGUGAGCGCCCGCUUCGAGGGUUUGAACCCCCUGCAGCGGCAUCGGCUGGUGCACGCGGCGCUGGCCGAGGAGCUGGCGGGGCCGGUGCACGCGCUGGCCAUCCAGGCCCGGACCCCGGCGCAGUGGAGGGAGAACCCUCAGCUGGACACGAGCCCUCCCUGCCUGGGUGGAAGCAAGAAAAGAGGUGCCCCCUGAACCCCUGUCCGAGAGAGCGCAGCCCGGCUUCGGUGGCAGAGCUCCUUUCUGCGGGCUCCAUUCCAGAGGCAGAUAGAAACUGACCCAGGGGAGGGAGUCACGGCGGCCCCCAACCCGGACUGCUGGAAACACUGCCCAGCUAGGUUGGAAAUAAUCCGAUACAUUAAAAGAACUGAUCCGAUGAA